CACUGACACGCAACUAUCACGUGACCCGCGGUCUUUCUGAUUUCGUCUGCUGCGCUGGCGCCGACAAUUUUCUGCUCUAAAUACCGAUCGGCGAAGGCUUUUUGUCGUUUCGCGUAUUAGAACAUGAGAACCGUAGUUAUCACAGGAGCUUCUGGAUUGUUAGGACGUGCUUUAGUGCGUGCCUUUGAGUCUUCAUCUUGGAAUGUCCGAGGCUUAGCUCAUAUCCGCGUCUCGGGCGAUCUGGUAGCGGUGGACCUCACGAACUUCGACGAAUCCGCCAAUGUCAUCCUUCAGGCUAAGCCAGAUAUAAUAGUUCACUCAGCUGCGCAGCGUGUUCCAGACAAAGUGGAGAAGGAACCGGAAAGAUCUCACGCUCUCAACGUGGAGGCAUCCAAAAAUCUUGCACACCUUGCAGAAAAAGAAGGCAUCCCUUUCAUUCACAUCAGCACAGACUAUGUGUUUGACGGGAAGAAUCCCCCCUACAAAGAGUCCGACGAGGCGAGCCCUUUAAACAAGUACGGGGAAAGCAAAGCCACGGCGGAAAAGUUUGUGAUGGCGGCAAAGCCAGAUGCGAUUGUUGUAAGGAUUCCGACCCUCUACGGAGGGGAAGAGUACGAGGGUGAAAGCGCUGUAGCAAGUCUCCUCAAGCCAGUCAAAGACAGGACGAAGCCGACUAAAGUGUCGGAUUAUGAAGUACGGUAUCCCUCGCACGUGGACGACAUUGCUACCAUAGUUGCAGAGUUGGCAGAGAGGAGAUUACAGGAUGCCUCAAUACGUGGCUUCUAUCAGUGGUGCGGAUCCGAGGCUCUUACGAAGUACGGCAUGGUCCAGAUCAUGGGCAAGGCUCUUGACGUCAACGUCGACCACAUUUCCGCAGAUCCUAACCCCAGCAGUGGGGCUCCACGUCCCCAUGACACCCGACUGGCUCGAGACAGGCUACAGGAACUCAGCAUUGGUCGCCAUACGCCUUUUGUUGACGGGGUCAAGUCGUUCCAGAGGUUUCUGUAGUGUCGCUUAAGAUGUACAUUAAAGAAUACGUAUUUUCUUAAAUAAAUUUAUCUUUGUGGCUUUUA
Molecule: messenger RNA, 1073 nt
Organism: Ornithodoros turicata
Lineage: Eukaryota; Metazoa; Arthropoda; Arachnida; Ixodida; Argasidae
Product: methionine adenosyltransferase 2 subunit beta-like
Exons: 5
Coding region: 124-1008 (294 amino acids)
Biological process (GO): S-adenosylmethionine biosynthetic process
Cellular component (GO): methionine adenosyltransferase complex
Molecular function (GO): methionine adenosyltransferase regulator activity
Source: RefSeq, a predicted model, not a curated record